This is a messenger RNA of Thermothelomyces thermophilus ATCC 42464, 2027 nucleotides long. RefSeq lists its product as uncharacterized. Lineage: Eukaryota; Fungi; Ascomycota; Sordariomycetes; Sordariales; Chaetomiaceae. The transcript has 2 exons. The record is from RefSeq and is a predicted model, not a curated record. Bases 256 to 1719 code for a protein of 487 amino acids.
AAGAAUUAGAAGCAGCCGCUCUUUCUCCUUGGUUUCGCAGCUCCUCUGUCCUGCAGGUCAACGAACAGCAAGCGUGUCAACGUCCUACACACGGCUUCCUCCCACCAUCGCGACCUUGUUGGGUGUCAGUCAGGCUUCGAGUCAAGCGCUCGUGCAGCAUUCCACAUAACCCAAUACGCAGACCCCGGAACCUGCUGAACAGGAACCCAUCUUCUUUUCCCUUGUGACUUUUUGGAACAUCACCAUUGGUCAAAGAUGAGCUGGGAUCCGGACAAUAGCAUCCUGCCGAGCGAGGAGCGCGAUCAGGAGGAACAGGCGAGGGCGUGGUAUGACGAGCCCACACGAGCGCUCAAUCGGGAACUCGUGUCAGAGAACAUGCGCCUCAAGAGGCUCCUGCGAGAGAAUGGAAUCUCUUGGGACCCUCGGCUGACGCUUGACCCGGAUGACCGGACCAGAGGCACCUGGUCGUCCUCCAAGCGGCCGCGAACUCGCAGCUCCAGAGGUCCGCCGUCAUUUUCACACGAGAACCGACACCUGCCGGUGCUUCCUGUGGAGAUUCAGCUAUACAUUCUGGAGUACGCUAUGACUAGCAAGUUUCCAAUCAUCGAUCCUUUGUCAAAACUGAACAAAGAGACCUUGGUUGCCGAAGAGAAGGCACGUGGCAACCAAAUAGCCAUUGGUUUUCUGGCGACCUGCAAAGCAUACUACGUUGAAGGUACUCGCUUUCUGUGGAGCAACAACACGUUCGUCUUCACGAGCCAUGUGGCUCUACGCAACUUUGCCUCCGUGAGCCUUGAGCACCGUCGGGGCAUCAAGCAUGUCACCUUCCGCAUCAUCGCCCGCUAUUAUGACGACGAAGAGCGCAAGCAUCUCGCCCCGUAUCCUUCUGCGAACGAUACGUUCUUCAAGACCAUCAACCUCAGGACUGCUCCCCGAAUCAGAGAAGACACACUCGCCCGUAAGGGGUUCCGGAGCUACGCAUGGAACCAGGUUGUCGACUUUCUAGAUGCAAUGCGGCCUCCCUUUGACCCCGAUCACCCCAAGGGACAGCCACGUCCUCGCCUCCUUCCCGGUUUAGAGUCUCUCAGGAUGGACUUCGUGAACUUUCCGGAUAGCUUCCUCUCCCCUGGUUCGGGAAACUUUCUCCAUGGCCUGGCAUCGCACGAUCUAGGUUGCUCUCUCAACGAGUUACAGCUUACCGGACUUCCGGCCUGCGACUUUGGAGAAGAGCUAGUCGCUGAGCUAUCGGGCAUGGUCAAGGACGAUGGGCUACUCCUGAGAUCGGAUGCAACUUUCGUGUACUCUGGGAACCAGCUCCGCCCAAUGGCACAGCGAGCGAGAAGAUGGAUGCCUGAGUGGGUUCCCAAGGUCGUUCGAUCAUGGAGGGCGCUCGCAGAUGAGUACGCACGCAGCAAGGGCAAAACAGCCAGCACUGAGGCGCUCCAUCCCCACCAUCGCCAUAGCCACAUUCACCACAGGAUGCCGCCGGCCCCAAAGGAGGAGGGUCACCCAAACUCUCUUUGGAAGGCACGUAGAACUAUAUUCAAACGGAUCCCAGUUGAGCAGGACGAGGACUAUCGGAUUUGGGCCGAGUUUGACCGGCUCACGGGCCUUCCGAUCGAACCCGACGAGUAUGAUUCAGAAGAGGACGAAUACGACGUGUCCGAUCUUGUCUGCCCCCAUUGCGACGUUAUGCACUCGCCUUUUGGGGAUCAUUGAAGGAUCACGACCACGACAGGUGAACGCAUCUGGCGGAGUUGAUGGUUCAGCGAUGGGAUGACAUAAGUUUUAUCAUCAGCAACGCUGUCCGCCAUGGCAAGGAAGGCAUCAUUCUCGUGCAAGGGGUCUCCGUGUUAGCUGUAACUUGGGCCAUUCGACAUUGUCUUCGGAUUAGGCGUCAGCUUUACAAUCUUUCUGGUGGCUUUAGGCUUCGGCUUUUUGGGGUUUGUUUGAAGGCGCGUUAAGAUGUCUGGGAGUGUAAUGAAUGGGCAAAGGCGUCAUCAGGGAGUGUAAAAAAGCUAGGACGG